AUGAAGCCAAGCACAGCUCUUGUCCUCUUUGCGUCACUCGCUACGGCCUUCAUGGGCAUGUCCGACUCCAGCGACGACGAGUCCGCCAACGAAGACCUCGCAAAACUGAUGGAAAAAGCCGAGAGCUGGGCCGGAGUCUUAUACAACGAACCCGAGGACAAGGCCGUUGUGAAAGAAGCCGACUCUAUGGACGAGAUCGGCCGCGUGAAAAUUUCCGACGGGUUGAAAAAGGAAUUCCAGGCAGCCAAAGCCAACACGAAGGAGCAUCGGGCGCGGACCAGCCCUGCGGAUGAUGCUAGGGGGUUGAUGCCUCGGUCUGCAGGGGGUGCCUCGGCUUGUGAUACCUCCAGAUAUUGCGCCAAUAACCCAUGCCCGGUUGGAACGUGCUCGGUUUGCGAUGGGGACUCUAAAGAUUGUCUUUGGCCUGGGUAG
Messenger RNA from Anthostomella pinea, 432 nucleotides. The record is from the annotation of a GenBank genome assembly. NCBI's taxonomy places the organism in Eukaryota, Fungi, Ascomycota, Sordariomycetes, Xylariales, Xylariaceae.